This is a messenger RNA of Cutaneotrichosporon cavernicola, 651 nucleotides long. RefSeq lists its product as uncharacterized. Lineage: Eukaryota; Fungi; Basidiomycota; Tremellomycetes; Trichosporonales; Trichosporonaceae. The transcript is spliced from 2 exons. The record is from RefSeq and is a predicted model, not a curated record. The coding region runs from base 1 to 651 and encodes 216 amino acids.
AUGCACCUCGACAAGCAGAUCCAGCAGGCUCUCCAGCGCAUCGCCGGCCUCAUCAAGACCGGGUCGAGGCCGUACCUCGUCGCGGACCACCUCGCGCUCUCUCGUAUGGGCCCCCUCAGUGUCCAGGUCCUCAAGGACAACAACGUCACCUACGUCGACAACCCUGCCACCCACUGGGUUCUUGACAGUUUCGUCCAGCGUGCCCAGAACGAGGGCUGGGAGCCCGAACGCGCAAAGCACGCCACAUCCGUCAUGAACGAGCUGCUCCAACUCAACCAGGGCGUCAAUGAAAACCUCACCAAAACCCAAGCCGCCAUCGGCGAGCGAAUUGAACAGCGCAAGGCAACGGGAGAGGAUCCGGCGGCUGCAGAGUGGGUCGAAAAGUUCCGCACCGCCUGGUCAAAGCGCCAACCCAUGACCAUCUCCGGAGACCUCGACUUUGAUGGAUACCCCGACUCGCCAGCGUCGCCGUCCCCACAGCGAUACUUGAACUCUUUCCUUUCGCUUAUUGACGCUCUGCCGAACGACGCCGAGAUUGUGCUCCUCAGUGGAUCGUCGGCUAUCAUCUCCAAUGUCGUCAAGUUUGAGGAGGAACAGGGACACAUCCACACCGUCGUCGUUGACGAGAAGGAGGUCUCGAGCAGUGCGUAG